Molecule: messenger RNA, 1071 nt
Organism: Aspergillus alliaceus
Lineage: Eukaryota; Fungi; Ascomycota; Eurotiomycetes; Eurotiales; Aspergillaceae
Product: S66 peptidase family protein
Exons: 1
Coding region: 1-1071 (356 amino acids)
Source: RefSeq, a predicted model, not a curated record
AUGACGACUUCGAUCAUCCCUCCAGCUUUGAAUAAAGGAAACACUAUCGCAUUUGUCUCUCCAUCUCUCCGCCUUAAUGAUGACUUUCCCACCCCGCUUGCCCGCGGAAAAGCCUUUCUGGAGACUUUGGGCUUCCCAGUGAAGGUCAUAUUCCAGAGUCUGCCACCGAAUGCUACCAUUGCAGACUCGGUUCGGGUACGAUGUAAAGAGCUCCACGCAGCUUUUACCGAUCCCGAGGUCAAGGCCAUUAUAUGCACCAGUGGAGGCUCUCAUGCAAAUGAACUGAUGUCUUCUCUCGAUUAUGACCUCAUCCGAGCGCAUCCCAAGAUUUUUGUCGGCUAUAGUGACAUCACCUGUCUUCACAUGGGUAUUCAAUCUCAGACUGGUCUCCGCACAUUCUAUGGUCCUACCGUGCUAUCCGAACUUGCCGACUUUCCAGCACCCAUGCAAUUUACCGUCAACCACUUACUGCAUGUUCUUUGUGAAGAUAGCAAGCCAGUGGGACCUCUCCCGCGGUCCGAAAUCUGCACCGCCGAACACAAUGAAUUUUUCUUCCGCGAUGAGGCAAUUGAGGUACCGCGUCCGAUUGUCAGAGCACCACCCUGGAGAUGGGUUCGCCAAGGCCAUACAACUGGCUGCCUACAAGGUGGUACAGUGGAAUACGUGGUACGGCUACUGGCAACACCCUACAUUCUAACAACUCCCUGCCAGGGCUUGAUUCUCGUCCUGGAAUCUGCAAUGGGCGAUGACAUGCGUCUUCCAUACACGGUAGACAAGUUUCGUCAGAGUCUGGUCGAGCUUGCGAUAUCUGGGGUGUUUUGCAAUAUCACCGGAUUGGUCAUUGGAAGAGGCUACAAAUAUGACGAGCAGAUGCAGGAUCAGCUUGCCACGGUGGUUACGCAGGUUUUCGAUGCCCUAGUCAACCCAAGCGGAAACGUGCCGGUCCUAAUGAAUGUCGAUUUUGGACAUUCGAGUCCGCUUCUUACUCUACCUCUUGGUGCAGUUGCUCGGUUGGAUUCUGAAAGCGACGAGUUCACUGUCUUGGAGGCUGGAGUUCGGCCGCAAAUGUAA